AUGGACUUUGAGGACGUGGCCGUCGCCUUCUCCCAGGAGGAGUGGGGGCUCCUGGAUGAGGCUCAGAGACUCCUGUACUGCGAGGUGAUGCUGGAAGUGUUUGCACUGGUCUCAUCUGCAGGCUGUUGGCAUAAAACAGAUGGUGAAGAGGUCUGUUCUGAGCAGAGUGUAUCUGUACAAGGGGAGUCACAGGUCAGGGCUUCUCAGACAGCUCCAGCAAUCCAGAGGACCCAUCUGUGUAAGCGGUGUUUCUCUGUGUUAAAAGCUGCUCUGCACCUGACUGACUUAGAGCAGAAAGCCUUCUUCAAUGCCGCAUGUGUGAGAGACUUCUGUUUCAGUGCACACCCUCACCAGCCACAGCGGGAAGCCGGUGGAGAGAAGCCCUGGAGGGAAGCUGUGGACAGGGCCUCGUUUGUGACCAGGUGCAGCUUCUACUUAGCAGGGCUGCCUUCAACCAGCGGGGAUGUUGGGGAAGACUUCCCAGUCAUCUCACAGCUUCUCCGGCACCAGGCCCUUCUCAACACUGAGGAAGCACACAGUGGCAGUGAGAUUUCACAGGAAUUUCUCAGUGGAAAAAGUCAUCACCAUUGGAGUGAAGGUGAAAAAGCUGCAGGCCACAACCAGGAAUCCGUACAACAUCCGGCUGUCUGUUCUGGAGAAAAUACUUACGAGUGUAACACAUGUGGGAAAGUUUUUAGCCGUAUCUGUAAUCUCAAUCGACAUAGAAGCGUUCACACUAGAGAAAAUCCAUAUGACGAUAGUGAUUGUGAGAAGGCCUUCAGUCAAAGCUCUAACCUCCGUCAACGCAAGAGGAUUUACACUGGUGAGAAACCUUUUGUUUGCAGUGAUUGUGGCAAGUGCUUUAGAGAAAAGUUAACCUUCGUUAAACACUACAGAAUUCACACUGGAGAAAAGCCGUAUGAGUGUACUGAUUGUGGGAAGUCCUUCAGGCAGUCCUCAGCUCUCACAUAUCAUCAAAGAGGUCACAGUAGAGAAAACUCUUAUGAGUGUAGUGACUGUGGGAAGCUCUUCCAUCAAAGGUCCUGCUUUACUAUCCACCUUAGGCUUCACAGUGGACAAAAGCCCUAUGAGUGUACUGAUUGUGGAAAGUCCUUCAGUCAAAGCUGUCACCUCACCCAGCACCAGAGAGUUCACACUGGUGAAAAGCCUUUUGAUUGCAGUGAUUGUGGGAAGUCCUUUAGGCAGAAGUUUACCCUCAUUCAACACCACAGAGUUCACACCGGAGAAAAGCCGUAUGAGUGUACCGACUGUGGAAAGUCCUUCAGGCAUGGCAAUUCACUUACUCUACACAGGAGACAUCACACUGGCGAGAAGCCUUAUGAGUGUGGUGAAUGUGGAAAAUCUUUCCGGAGCAGCAGUCACCUCCUUUACCACAAGAGAACUCACACAGGAGAAAAGCCGUAUGAGUGCGGUGAUUGUGGGAAGUCCUUCAGCCAAAGAUCCAAGCUCAUGGAUCACCACAGAAGUCACACUGGAGAAAGGCCUCAUGAGUGCAGUGAAUGUGGGAAAAGUUUUCGCUACAAACCUAGCCUUAUUAGACAUCUGAGAGCUCACACUGGAGAAAGUCCUUAA
Pipistrellus nathusii (Nathusius's pipistrelle) is the source of this 1593-nucleotide messenger RNA. The record is from the annotation of a GenBank genome assembly. Lineage: Eukaryota; Metazoa; Chordata; Mammalia; Chiroptera; Vespertilionidae.